This is a messenger RNA of Drosophila eugracilis, 2483 nucleotides long. It is a transcript of the gene Lkb1, whose product is annotated as serine/threonine-protein kinase stk11. The record is from RefSeq and is a predicted model, not a curated record. The transcript has 4 exons. NCBI's taxonomy places the organism in Eukaryota, Metazoa, Arthropoda, Insecta, Diptera, Drosophilidae. Gene Ontology annotation, cellular component: cytoplasm. Gene Ontology annotation, biological process: intracellular signal transduction; establishment of cell polarity; protein phosphorylation. Gene Ontology annotation, molecular function: ATP binding; protein serine/threonine kinase activity; protein kinase activator activity. Bases 432 to 2006 code for a protein of 524 amino acids.
UGUUAAACAAUUUUCGGAAGGGGAAAAGAACAAAUUAAACACAGGAAUUAACAAAUUUAUAUGAAAAAUAGACCCUAGAAGUGUUAGAAACGGCCAGGGGGAUAUCCAGGGAACUUCGCGUAAACGACGAACGACGAGAGACCUCGAGAAAAAACGCCGAGCAAACAAUUCAAGUGUGUUUGUGCGAAUUGAUUACAAAAAUAAAGGUAUUUCGAGAGGUGAGCGAUAAAAACGCGUGUGUGCCUGGAGAGGAUUAGAUAUCCCCAAUUAGUAACCACACAAUUCGGAAGACCCAGGCUGAUACCUCAACUCCAAUCCGCCGGAGUGGGGCCGCCACCUACGAUAUGUGAUCAGUGCGGCUCUCCGGAGGUUUAUGCAAUGUUCUAGCUCUCGGCGAGACGGAGGAGUAGUAGCCGGAGAAGCCUGUCCAGAUGACCGGAACCACUAUGGAGGCACAGGUCAAGGCAGCACAUCAUCAUCAUCUACACCAUCCAACGGGCGGAGGAGCCCAGCACAAGGAGGAAGAGGAUCCAGAUCCCGUCGAGGACGAAAUGACUGUACUGCUGGCUAACAAAAACUAUCACUAUGACGCAGCCUCUGAGCUGGACGACGAGGCCUUUGUGGAGCUCAAAGAGGACACCACCCAAGACGAAGCAGCCGGUGCAGUUGGCUUCUACAAUCCGGAUGACCUGUUGCCUGAGGAGCAACCACAUUCGCAGGUCACCUGGUUGGAUGACGACGAGAUCGAAACACUGGAUCGAGUAACCCUCGACAUGGGCAACAUGUUCUUUAAUCGUGUCGACAGUCAGGACAUCAUAUAUCAACAGAAAAAAAAGAACAUCAAGAUGGUGGGAAAGUACAUCAUGGGCGAUGUCCUGGGCGAGGGAUCCUACGGCAAGGUGAAGGAGGCUAUGAACUCGGAGAACCUCUGCCGGCUGGCCGUCAAGAUCCUGACGAAGCGGAAGUUGCGUAGGAUUCCCAAUGGCGAGCAGAACGUAACGCGGGAAAUCGCCCUGCUGAAGCAGCUGAAGCACACGAAUGUCGUGCAGCUGGUGGAUGUUUUGUACAACGAGGAGAAGCAGAAGAUGUACCUGGUCAUGGAGUACUGUGUCGGUGGACUGCAGGAAAUGGUUGACUAUCAGCCGGACAAGCGGAUGCCACUGUUCCAGGCUCAUGGUUACUUCCGGCAACUAGUCGACGGUUUGGAGUACCUGCACAGCUGCCGAGUGAUUCACAAGGACAUUAAGCCAGGCAACUUGCUGCUGUCCCUCGAUCAGACGCUUAAGAUAUCCGACUUUGGAGUGGCCGAGCAACUGGAUCUGUUCUCGCCGGACGACACGUGUACGACGGGCCAGGGAUCUCCAGCUUUUCAACCACCUGAGAUCGCUAACGGACACGAGACCUUUGCUGGCUUCAAGGUGGACAUCUGGAGCAGUGGAGUGACACUCUACAAUUUGGCUACUGGACAGUAUCCCUUCGAGGGGGACAAUAUUUACCGACUGCUAGAGAACAUCGGGCGUGGUCAGUGGGAGGCGCCCGAAUGGCUCUACGAGAUGGACGCAGAAUUCGCCAAGCUGAUUCUGGGCAUGCUGCAGGCUGAUCCCAGUAAACGCCUUUCUCUGCAGGAAAUACGCCACGACACUUGGUUCAGAUCAGCACCGAUUGUGACUGGCCCACCGAUACCCAUUCCCCCGCUGAAGGGCGACAAAUACCGGAACUCAACGGUGAUACCUUACCUGGAAGCUUACCACUAUGGCGAUCAAGACCAGGAGGAUGUGUACUUUACCGAGCACGACGUGAAUCAAGAGCUCGCCCGCCAAGCGGCUGCUGCAGCGUCCGAAAUCCGGGCCAAGCAGUCAGCAGCGGCACAUGCCGCUUGCCACGCCUACGAGCCGCCUUCCACAAGUGCUGCCGCCGCAGCCGCCUCCGGAAAUUCCGUGGGCAACGGCAGCAGAGAAGAAGCGCCGGUGAAGAAGAAGGGAUCAGCGCUUAAAGCGUCGCGCUAAGAAGCUAACGUCUUGCAUCUCCGUGCGCAAACUGAGCCACUGCCGGACUUCAUAGGCACAUUUGUUGCCGCCACUAAAACAUAGAUGCUAAGUGUAAUCGAAGGAAUAACUUUGUUAACAAAUUGUGAGGAACUUUUUGGUUUUGUUUUCCCCGUUUUUGUUGUCCUACAUUCGCCAAGUAUUUGUAACCAUAGAACCAUGUAGGAAUGCCAGAAGCUCCCUGGACGCCCACGCAGUAGCAGCAUCAGCAAAGACUUAAAGUAAGCUGAUGUGGGCGGUUUUUUUCUUGGGGCGUGGAAGCGAUCGGUAGACACGAAAGCUAUAUAUAUCCAUGUGACAAUACUGUGUAUUAUAUGAAACAAAUGAAAGCGUAAAUUAGUCGUUAAUAUAUAUAUGAUGUACUGAAGGCAGCCGAGGAUUGCUGAAGGAGACGGUGCCCAUCGGUUCGCACACAUAAAGAAACAUGUUCAAAUGAAA